This is a messenger RNA of Pseudophryne corroboree (corroboree frog), 2197 nucleotides long. RefSeq names its product transketolase like 1 (gene TKTL1). Gene Ontology annotation, molecular function: thiamine pyrophosphate binding; transketolase activity. The transcript has 14 exons. The coding region runs from base 89 to 1966 and encodes 625 amino acids. NCBI's taxonomy places the organism in Eukaryota, Metazoa, Chordata, Amphibia, Anura, Myobatrachidae. The record is from RefSeq and is a predicted model, not a curated record.
AGUAUAAGGCCGGCGGCCCAGCAGUCAGUGUGGAAGCGGCGCUGUGCACAUUGUAGAACGCAGGACCGGCAGCCGCAUCAGCCCCAGCAUGGAUACAUACCAGAAGCCAGAGGACAAGGACCUGCAGGCCCUCCGGGACCUGGCCAACCGGCUUAGGAUACACUCCAUCAGGGCAACGUGCGCUUCAAACUCGGGGCAUCCCACAUCCUGCUGCAGUGCUGCCGAAAUCCUAUCUGUCCUUUUCUUCAACACCAUGAAAUACGACGCCGCUGACCCCGGCAAUUUCAACAAUGACCGUUUUGUACUCUCAAAGGGUCAUGCUGCUCCUAUCCUGUAUGCUGCAUGGACAGAAGCCGGCUUUAUCAAGGAAUCGGAACUUCUCAACUUGAGGAAAAUUGACUGUGACCUGGAAGGCCACCCCACUCCGAAACUGCCCUUUGUGGAUGUUGCCACUGGCUCCUUAGGACAAGGGCUGGGUGCAUCCUGUGGCAUGGCUUACACUGGGAAAUACUUUGACAAAGCAAGUUACCGUGUGUAUUGUCUCCUGGGUGACGGAGAGUCCUCUGAAGGAGCAGUGUGGGAAGCCAUGGCCUUUGCAUCCCACUACAAGCUGGACAACCUGGUAGCCAUUUUUGAUGUCAAUCGAUUGGGACAGAGUGAGGCGGCUCCUCUUCAACAUCAGACGGAUAUAUACAAGAAGAGAUGUGAAGCAUUUGGGUGGAACACCUAUGUAGUAGAUGGGCAUGACGUGGAGGAGCUGUGCUGUGCCCUGUGGCAGGCGGCCAAUGUGAAGGACAAACCCACAGCCAUUGUAGCGAAGACUUACAAAGGAAAAGGCAUUUCCGGGGUUGAAAACCAGGAUAACUGGCAUGGGAAACCUAUGCUGAAAGAGAAGGUAGAAUCCAUCAUUAACGAGAUCCAGAAUCAGAUUCAGACCAACAAGAAGCUGAGCCCUGCGCCUCCUGUAAAAGAUGCCCCUGAGGUCAGCAUUGCUGACAUUAAGAUGCCCACCCCUCCAAGUUACAAAGUCGGCGAUAAGAUUGCAACACGUAAAGCUUACGGCCUGGCUCUGGCUAAACUAGGCAAUGCAAACAGCAGGGUGAUCGCCCUGGAUGGCGACACCAAAAACUCCACUUUCUCGGACAUCUUCAAGAACGAGCAUCCUGACCGUUUCAUCGAGUGCUUCAUUGCUGAGCAGAACAUGGUGAGCGUUGCGAUGGGUUGUGCAACACGUAACCGCACUGUGGCUUUCGCCAGCACGUUUGCUGCCUUCCUAUCCAGAGCUUAUGAUCACAUUCGAAUGGGGGCUAUUUCUCAAUCAAAUGUUAAUCUUUGUGGUUCCCACUGCGGAGUAUCUAUUGGUGAGGAUGGACCCUCCCAAAUGGCUUUGGAGGAUAUUGCCAUGUUUCGUGCUAUUCCAUCCUGUACAGUCUUUUAUCCCAGUGAUGGCGUUUCCACAGAACAUGCAGUGACUUUAGCUGCUAACACUCCGGGCAUAUGCUUCAUCCGAACCAGCCGCCCAGACACGGCGAUUAUCUACUCCCCUGAUGAAAAGUUUGUUAUUGGUCAAGCAAAGGUUGUACGUCUGAGUGAUUCAGACAGGGUCACCGUGAUUGGUGCUGGUGUCACUCUGCAUGAGGCACUGACAGCUGCAGAUGAACUUGCCAAACAAGGCAUCAAUAUCCGAGUGGUUGAUCCAUUUACCAUCAAACCUCUGGAUGCUGCGACCAUUAUAUCUAGUGCCCGAGCUACCAGUGGUCAGAUCAUUACUGUGGAGGACCACUACAGAGAAGGAGGCAUUGGAGAGGCCGUGGCUGCUGCUGUUGCUGGAGAACCUGGGUUUAUAGUUCGGAGCCUUGCUGUCCGCAGUGUACCUCGUAGUGGCAAACCUACAGAGUUAUUGGAAAUGUUCGGCAUCAGUGCUAAGUGUAUUGUAGAAGCUGUGAAAUCCACAUUCGCAAAUUAAUGGGACCAGUAACCACCUGCUGAGAGAGCGGCUUAUUCAUACAGUUGUCUAAUGUUGGCGCAGAGUUCAUUCCUAAUGUUAUCAUGUUACCAUUGCACUGACUGUUCCCUUCUGUCACAUGACACUAGCUGGCAUCUAGGGGUCUUCCAUAAUUCCAUGUCUUCACGUUCCGUCUUAUCAGCACUCAAUAAAAAUGAGACUGACUGUUUGUAGUCUGUCUCUUAUGUAAAA